Molecule: messenger RNA, 3432 nt
Organism: Entrophospora sp. SA101
Lineage: Eukaryota; Fungi; Glomeromycota; Glomeromycetes; Entrophosporales; Entrophosporaceae
Source: the annotation of a GenBank genome assembly
AUGACUCGAACAAAGAAAAACAAUAGCAUCCAAGAACAAUCAGGCGUCUCUUCUUCGUCUAGCGCAAGUCCUAGUAACGUUGAUAAGUAUGCAAGAUUCAAUACACCUUGGUUUAGCGAGGCUAUGAGUAGAGAACACAAUAAACAUUGCACCAAUGCUCUGAAAGCAUUAAAACGUCAUUCAUAUUCAAUUCCUUUUUUAGAACCUGUGGAUCCCAUCAAACUCAAUAUUCCUGAUUAUCCCAACAUUAUAAAAACACCAAUGGACCUUGGUACUGCAGAAAAAAAACUUAAUAAUUAUGAAUACAAGUCUGUCAAAAACUUUGAAGAUGAUGUUCGCCUUAUUUUUUCAAAUUGUGUGUUGUAUAAUGGCGAACAUCACCCAGUCUCUCAAUAUGCUAAAGAAUUAGAGGAAGUAUUUAUCGCACAACUUGCCAAAAUGCCUGGAGCUAAACCUAUUAAUAAACCUAAACCAGCUAAAGAACCUAAAGAACCCAAAAAGGAGUCUGACAAUGCUGAAGCAAAUAGGCCAAAAAGAAUGAUCAAAUUUCCCAACAAAGAAAUUCCUCAGGACACACAAACUCCUCGUCGCAAAAAAACAAAGAAAAAUGUUGAACUUAAAUUCUGUCGCUCAGUAUAUCUGGAGUUAAGAAAGAAACAACACUAUCCAUACGCUUAUCCUUUCUACGAACGAGUCGACGCAGAAAAACUAGGCGUUCCUGAAUACUAUACCAUCAUAAAAAAUCCAAUGGACCUCUCUAAAAUCAAUAGCAAGCUGGAAAAUGAAGAAUAUAGAUCAGCUGAAGAGUUUGAGGCUGACAUACGUUUAAUGUUUGACAACUGUUACAAAUUCAAUGCUCCUGGUACUGAUGUCUAUAUUAUGGGCAAACAACUUGAAAGCGUUUUUAACAAAAAAUGGGCAGAAAAGCCAGUUUCACAGUCUCCUCCAACUGCUAUUCCAAAAGACAUUAAGGAAGAACAAGAAUCAGGUUCAGACAAUGAAAGAGGUAAACAUAUAAAAGCUUUACAGAAGCAUCUUAAUGCUUUAUCGUCUUUAUCAUCUCAACUUUCUAAUGUUGGAAAAUCAGAAAAAUCCAAAACCAAAAAAUCAACCAAAAAAUCAACUAAAAAAUCAAAAUCAAAGUCUGACGCUGAUUCAUCACCUGACACCAUGCCAAAACCUAAACGUGCUCGUAUUUCAAAAACCAGUGAUGAUUUUGUUAAAGAGGACGAUGACAAAGAACUUACUGCUGAACAAAAGGAUAUCCUUGCUAAAAGAAUUGAAAAUUUUCCUGAAGAGCUUAUGAUUACACUUAUUGGAAUGAUAGAGCAAAGUGGUGCACCUAUGGUGGCCGAGGAAGGUGGCUACGAAUUGGAAAUUGAAUCUAUCGACAAAAAAACUGCUAAACAAAUUUAUAAUUUUGUUAUGGCAAAUACUUCUGAUCCAAAUAAUCGUAAGCAAAAAAGUAAAACCACCACUAAAAGAAAAAAUUUGAGUGAACAAGAACAAAUAAAAUCUCUGGAAGCGACUUUGGCUAAAUUUGAAGAUGAUAAUAAAUCCUCAUUUUAUAAAAAAGGACAAUAUAGUUCUGAUGAUGAUGAUUCUACUGACAGUCAAAGCUCAGCAUCUUCCGGAUCCGAAUCUUCAGGUAGUGGUACUGAACCAUUACAAAAAAACGACAAUUUCAAUGCCGAUUCAGAUACUGAAUAUAUCCCUUCAAAAAACGUUGCACCAACAUCAACUCAAAAAGCAUCAACAAGAAGCAAAAUAGUAGAAUCAUCUUUAGAAUAUUUGAAAUCCAAUUCACAGGCUUUAUUAACAAAUAAAAUUGACACACCUAAACAAACUGUGGCAACUCAAUCCAGAAAAAGAAAAGAAGUAGCACCGAUUAAAAGUAACGAUGCAAGUAAAAAAUUAAGCAACAACACCCAGCCAGUAGCUACCACAAGGAAGAUAAGGAAGCCCAAGAAUCUAACCAGGGGACUUACACCGUCAAUGAUUUCUAUAAUGUAUGCACCUAUACCAAACCACUCAAAUCCACCAGGUUUUGAUAGACCAUAUGUAAAACCUCCAAGCCCAUCACCACCAAGAGAAUCCAACGAACCAUACAUGUACAGCAAAGAUUUAGUUCAUGAGUUAAGACCAACCAUUGCGGUUGAUGAUUUUUUUUUGGAAAUUCCUGAUUCAGGCAUGACCACUUUCACUCUGCCAUUACAAGGUUAUAUACUCAGAAGAAUACCAGAAAAAAAAUCAAUUAUUAUCAAUGAUGGUGGUGACAAAUAUGGGUUAACAUUAGAUGGAGAUGGCAUAUUUUAUGAGCUCAGAGAUACAAAAGAAACAAUCAAUUGCACCGUUGGUUCCUGGGUCACUAUAUCGAUCCCUUUUAUUGAAACCCCAGAUAGACCACCUGUUAGAUCAAUUGCAUGUCCAUUAGCGUAUGGUCAUGAAAAACCACCAGUCAUUGUCGGUUUAAUCUUGGCUAGAAACGAUCGUGAGAUUACAGUAUUUGGACCCAAGGGAGAACCAAUCACGGUUCCCGAGCCUUACAGAACUUACAAAAGGCCAAUUGGAGGACUUUCAUUUAAAGAUGAAAUUCCAGAAUUGGCCCAAGCAGAUACUAGCAAGGAAGGCGACACAGUUGAACCAAGAUUAAUCGUACCAUCAACUAGUGGAAGAGAUAGAACAGCCGGUGUAGUUUUAGCUUGGCAUAACAACUGGGUCUUGGUAGCACGUUCUGAUGAACGUGUAGUAAUCAAAAGAAUAUCAGACAGAUUGUAUAAGAAGGUGCUUGAAGCAGCUUUUAAAUAUUUAAGCCUUGAUGAACUUCCUGAAGCGCAUGAAGUUACUCUUUAUGAAUAUGAAGAUUAUAGAGUAGCACUUGCUAAAUACAUACACUACAUACGAGAGAAGUAUUCUAUAGUUCAUAAUCCAAAACGAAGUGCUUUUAAAGAACACGAACCAAUUGGUAGAGUUGUUAAUGGACUACAAGCAUUUUGGUCUUUAAAAGGAAUAUAUCAUUUGAGUGUGAAUUGUGAAGAAGCCAUCAAAAGAUCUGGUGUAGAGUACAGACAAUAUUUGAAAGAUUCGCGUAAAAGGAAAUUAGAAUUGGCACAUGAACAGUAUUCUGAAGAGGCACAACGUAAUAAAGAAAAAUUAAAAAAAUUGCGACAUACUCUAAAUGAUUAUAAGAGGGUAGAACCUACAGCCCUUGAUUUAAUCACAACAGAUGAAUCAAAGGAUGAAUAUGCAGUGGAAAGGAAUAAGCAACUUCUCAAGGAAUUCCUUUGGUCCAAACGUGACUAUGAUUUUAAGGCGCUCCAAUCAAGAAUAUAUGAUCUAAGGCGCGAGGAAAAAGAAGGGCAAAUCUUUUAUAAUGACAAUAUAGAGCAAAUCAAUUUAGAUAAGAGCACCUUCAUUUCUGCGUGUCUCUAA